Messenger RNA from Didymodactylos carnosus, 222 nucleotides. NCBI's taxonomy places the organism in Eukaryota, Metazoa, Rotifera, Eurotatoria, Philodinida, Philodinidae. The record is from the annotation of a GenBank genome assembly.
AUGGCAGCAUCCCGCCGAAAAGGAAUUACCAGAAUUGCACAUCAUUUUAAUCGAGCAAAUUGUGAAAAAUAUUACCAAGGUUUGACAUUAAAGCUGAAAAAUGGAGUACUAAUACCAAUGCCACUUUUACCUGCAUUAAAGCCAACACCGACAACUGUUGCGGAUACGUCUGUGGUCGAAAAGCCAACUCCUGUUGAAACAUCUAGUCCAACACGCGCUUGA